UCUCGAAAUAGCACGGAAUAAUGUAACGCGUCGUUAAAUGUUUUGUACAUAUUAUACUGGUAAUUUUCGUCAGUGUAGGUGGUUUUUAGGUGCUCGCGUUUUCCGUCCGCUCGAUAACCGGAUAUGCGUUUCUACAGGUCAUAAUGUUGUGAUCUGGUCUGCCCGCGUUGUCGAGGUGUUGGUUGGUGUGUGGGUCCGCGGAUUUGGGUCAUUUUAGCUUUUUACAAUCGUUACACGAACGUCGACGACGCGUUUUUCGUGUACAUAUUAUUAUUAUUAAAUAUUACUGUCGUAAAACAACAACAAACCCGGUCGGAAAAUCGUUAACCACCCUCGCUGCACCUCGGUUACAUCGUCAAGACUUCUAUAACUCGUACCAUAUUUUGGGACGCGACGCCCCGUGUUUGACAUGCUGCAGGUCAUAAUUAUCUCUCGCGGGUGUUGUGUUCCAUCGCCGCCGUGACGAAACUUCCGCCCGUGAACACAGUAGAGCUGGUGCUGACACACAUCUGCAAAACAGGACGUGGAAUUCGUGUCGUCAUCGUCGUCGCGUUUUCGUAAACAUUCGUAAACUGCCGUUACCGCGUCGUCGUUGUUUACACGUCACGGACAGCACCACCAACACCCCCUCCUCGCCAUCGUCUUUAAUUUCGUUUGGAGUGCGUGCCCGUCGAUUCUGGUACAUGAUUGUACAUGAUGUAGAUGCACCCCCUCCUAUGCAUCCAAAACUUAUUAGGUCUGGAAACAGUCACAGUAGCAAUAACAUUGUGACAAGCAGCCGUGUCACGUGUAAAUAUAUAAAGUGCCUGGUGUAUCGUGAAGUGUCGUAUCGAUUUUUAUAAUUAUAGUAAAAAAAGUGGUGUUUUUGCGUCGGUGUGUGUGCGGUACGCGUCUCGACGAAGACGACGACGAAAAGAGUGCGCGGCGUGUGUGUAGGCUUGCGGGACAUGCACCAACGUGGCGACGUUCAAACAGAAUACGGUCACGACGAGCAGGCCACCAUCGCGAGGUGGUGCGCGUAGCGGCCGAACCGCGGUGGUGAUCAGCACGCCGUGCCGGGCCGCAGCAGUCCAUGCGUGAUAACGUGCAACCUGCACGCGGCUGCAAUGAUGGACCAGAAAUGUGACGGCGGCGGUGGUGGUGUCGUUGCUGCCGCCGCCGGUAUCGGUGGCGGCGGUGUCGGCGGACUCAUGUCGUACAACCGUGGCCGUGGCGGCACCGAGGUCAUCAUCAAACCCCGUAGUCCCGCCGUGGUGCAGGUGGCCACUGGUGGCGGUUACCACGGCCUGCCGACGGCCAACGACGCGGUCAUCGUGCGCAGCCCGCCUGGCGGCCACUUGCCCGGGCCGCAGCAGCAAGUUCCCCCGUCCCGCAACGGUUGUUCCACCCUGUUCAGCGAUAUCGCUGGCGUCAAACGACUUAGGCCCGACGAUUGGUUGGCCGUAAACUCGCCACCCGCCUCGUCGCCCGGCACGUCACACAUAUCCUACUCGGUCAUAUCGAACGGUAGUGGCGGCGGCGGCGGCGGUGGUUACAACUCGUCUCCAAUGUCGACCAACAGUUACGACCCGUACAGUCCGAUGAGUGGCAAAAUCGUCAAAGAAGAGUUGUCACCGCCGAACAGCCUGUCGGGAGUCAGCAGCCAUUCGGAUGGGUUGAAGAAGAAGAAACUCAACCACCCACCCACGACCGGCGUCGUCAACACCGCGGCAUCGGGCCCCGGGGGUGGCGUUGGUGGCAACGUGCUGAACAACCGACCUCCCGAAGAGCUUUGCCUGGUAUGUGGCGAUCGGUCGUCCGGUUACCAUUACAACGCGCUCACAUGCGAAGGGUGCAAAGGGUUCUUCCGGAGGAGUAUCACCAAGAACGCCGUGUACCAGUGCAAGUACGGCAACAACUGCGAAAUCGACAUGUACAUGAGGCGGAAGUGCCAGGAAUGCCGGUUGAAAAAAUGCCUAACCGUGGGCAUGAGGCCUGAAUGUGUUGUACCUGAAGUUCAAUGUGCAGUAAAAAGAAAGGAGAAAAAAGCUCAACGAGAAAAAGAUAAACCAAAUUCUACUACAGAUAUCUCUCCUGAAGUAAUAAAAAUAGAACCUACAGAGAUGAAGAUUGAAUGYGGUGAACAAAUGAUAAUGGGCACACCUAUGCCGACUGUACCUUAUGUGAAACCGUUAAGUUCUGAACAAAAAGAGCUGAUUCACCGACUUGUCUAUUUCCAAGAUCAAUAUGAAGCUCCUAGUGAAAAAGACAUGAAACGUUUAACAAUAACUAAUCAAAAAGUGGAUGAAUAUGAUGCAGAAAAACAAAGUGAUACCACAUACCGAAUCAUUACAGAGAUGACAAUACUCACAGUUCAACUUAUUGUUGAGUUUGCCAAACGAUUACCCGGUUUCGAUAAACUUGUAAGAGAAGAUCAAAUCACUUUACUCAAGGCUUGCUCAAGUGAAGCUAUGAUGUUCAGGGUAGCUAGGAAAUAUGACAUCACCACUGACUCAAUAGUAUUUGCUAACAACCAGCCAUUUUCAGCGGAUUCAUAUAACAAAGCUGGGUUGGGAGAUGCCAUUGAAAACCAACUGUCAUUCAGUCGGUUUAUGUAUAAUUUGAAGGUGGAUAAUGCAGAAUAUGCAUUAUUGACCGCCAUUGUCAUAUUUUCGAGUAGACCAAAUUUACUAGAUGGUUGGAAAGUGGAGAAAAUCCAAGAGAUCUACCUAGAGUCCUUAAAAGCUUAUGUAGAUAAUCGAGACCGUGACACUGCAACUGUACGAUAUGCACGACUUCUCUCAGUACUUACAGAGUUGCGCACAUUGGGCAAUGAAAACUCUGAGCUAUGUAUGACACUGAAACUGAAAAACCGAGUAGUACCCCCAUUCUUGGCCGAAAUAUGGGAUGUCAUGCCAUAGUAAAUUGCUUCAACUAGUUACCUUGUACCUGGUCACACCAUUAGUGUUACUUGGUAUUAUUUUGAAGACUGUCAAUAUUUUUUGUUCGUUCAGACCCCUGACAACCACUUGGCAAUUAUUUGUAGCUCUGAACAUCAAUUUGCUAUUGUUCUUGGAUGACUAUUUAAGUUACAGUUUACUAAUCUUAAUGAAAUAGACAUAUUGAAAAUUAACUACUAUCUAGCAUGUCAGGUCAUAAUAGUUUAUGUCUUGUCUUAAAUGUGCUUAAAAAUAGCUAAAUAUUUAUAGUUUGAAAUUGUAGGUAAAUUAGGAGUUGUUUUUAAACACAAGGUGUAUAGGAAAAUGUUAGCACUCUUAGAUUUUGUAUUAGUAUGUUUGAAUUCACUCCUAAAUUAAGACAUAGUACUGUUAAUCAGAAAUUGUUUUUAACUAUGAGGGUGCUAUAUUGUUUCUCUGUUAUCCUAGUGUGGUUUUUGAGACUGUAUGUUUUGUACCUGCGUGUUGGAUUUUUCUUUUUAAAAUUAUAUGUACAUAAAUAUAUAUAUACUAAUAUAUAUUUAUAAAUGUUUAUCAAUAAGACAAUUAAUUUUAUUAUAACAAAUUUAUAUAAAUAUAUAUAUUUUUUUUUUAUAUGAAAUGUAAGAAACAUCAUUUCUAUUCGCGAAACUGUGAUAUUAGUUUAUAAUAAAUUGUAUAUUAUGAUAAAAAAUAUACUGUGUAUACUAACAUCUAUUAGUUAAUAAUCAUAGGGCGUUUGAUGUAAACGUGUACAAACAUAGGUUCAGGGCUUUAGGUAAAUGUGGCACUCUUUUAUGUACAUAAUUAAAAUAUUAUUUUUUUUUUAUUACUUAUUAUUGUUAUGCUUUCAAAACCUAAAUGAGCAAUUCUGUUAAUGGAAAGUAUUUUAUAGCAAGUGUAUUUAAUUACAAAAUAUUAGAAACAGUUUUAAUUAGAUGAAAUUCUAUAUAUUUUAAGUACAAAAACAAAAUUACAAAUAGAAAAUUAAAAUAGCUAUUAUUAAUGUGUGUUUGUGUGUGUAUUGAGAUGAAGACUGUAAACAUCAAUGUUUAGAUAUUUAUAUUAUUUUAUUAUUAUUAAUAUUUUAGACCAAUUGUCUUCUAAUUGCUUUACUGAUUUCUAUCUUAAUGAUCAAUAACUUUUAGGCCGGUUAUCGUUUUCCUUUUUAAUUUAUUAUUUUUGUUUUCAUUUAAUAUUAAUUCAAAACAUUUUUGGUUUGGUUCAAUAGCUUUGAUGAUAGCUUUUAAAAUUACGAUUUCUGUAUGAUACAUACUUAUAAAUUUUCCUUUAAGCUGGUUAUAUAUUUUAUUCUUUUCUGUUGUUUUUGUUAUUGUCAUUAAAACUAAAUUUAUGUAUCCUACCAGUGCAAUAGUUAUCAAGUUUAUUAAAUGUUGUCCAUAGUUUUGUUUUCCYGGAAAAGGAAUUAUUUGGUGGUAUAUAAUUUUAUAUAAAUUAAUUAAAUACCAAUUUUUCUUGGGUCAUAAGUGUAAUUGUUUGUUUUCAAGUAGAUGAAUAAUUAUAAUAUUUAUAAAUUAGGGUGUACAUGGUGUUAUUUUUUAAUAUUAUUACUACCUACUAGAUAUCAGCUAUUUAUAUUCAAGUGAAAAUGUGAGUUUAAGAUAAGACUUUGUUUUUUUAAAUAAUUGGUUUACUCAUAUUAAUGUAAAACAUACUUUGAACAACUUAAUUUAAUUAAGUUUUGUUUUUUCCCAUCUUUAAGUUUGUCUGUAUCAUUUUUUUUUUGUUUGUUUAAAAUAACAUUCAAGUACACUCUAAGAUAUUAUCUACUUGUUGAAGAUACCCACUGUUAUAUUUCCUUAAUAUUGUAAUUUAUUUUAACAAUACAAAAAAAAAUUAUAUUAUUGACAGAAAUAGUUAAAUAUGUUAAAAAAGCUCUUUACCAACUGAUUCAAUUUGGAAAUUCCUACCUGAUAUUAUAAUAUUUUUAAGAGAUAAAUAGUUUAUAUAAUUUGUAGAUGAAAUGAUGUUUUUUACAUUCUAUUUAUCUGAGUUGAUAUCUUUAGUAAAAACAAUUUCACUCGUAACCGCAGAAAAACCGCUACUUGUCAGUUUUAAUACAAUAAAUUAUAUAUUUAUAAUGUUAUGUACAUUUUUAUGAUUAUGUUUGUGCAAAUGUUAAUUCUUAGGAAAUUGAGUGUAAUUUUAAUAUUUUUUUUGUAAAAAUUUUUUUUUUUUUAAAUACCAUUGAAAAAUGAUC
This is a messenger RNA of Diuraphis noxia (Russian wheat aphid), 5136 nucleotides long. Its product is annotated as ecdysone receptor-like. Gene Ontology annotation, molecular function: ecdysone binding; zinc ion binding; RNA polymerase II cis-regulatory region sequence-specific DNA binding. Gene Ontology annotation, biological process: positive regulation of transcription by RNA polymerase II; negative regulation of transcription by RNA polymerase II; cell differentiation. Gene Ontology annotation, cellular component: RNA polymerase II transcription regulator complex; nucleus. Lineage: Eukaryota; Metazoa; Arthropoda; Insecta; Hemiptera; Aphididae. The record is from RefSeq and is a predicted model, not a curated record.